AAGCUAAAGCUGGAACUUUCACUUACCUUCGCAGUUUCACCGUCUUCUUUCGACUUAGUUCUCAGUACGAAAAAGGAGUGCUUGCCUCUUGCAAUGUCUUCUUACUCUUCUUUGUUGUCCUCAAACUCAUCGGAGAAUGAUAAGCCAGAAGACACCUUCGAAAUUGAUGAUUAUCUCACAUUCAAUGAAGAGGUCCAAGAAAGUCACCUAUCGGGUCCAUAUAAGCCAAAUCAACUGCUGCCAGUGACGACCGAUGGUCAUGCUGAUCAAAGAAGUGUCAAUGUUUGCAACAGGAAAAACAAAUAUAUGGAACAGGACACUUCUACAGGAAGAAAAUGGAAAGUAGCAUUCAGAACCAAAUCUGAGAUUGAGACAAUGGAUGAUGGAUACAAGUGGAGAAAGUAUGGGAAGAAAAUGGUUAAGAACAGCCCAAAUCCAAGGAAUUAUUAUCGGUGCUUAACAGAAGGAUGCAGUGUUAAGAAGAGAGUUGAGAGAGCACGGGAUGACUCUAGCUAUGUCCUUACAACCUAUGAGGGUAUCCAUAACCAUAAUGUGCCUCUUCAAGGGGCAUGUAGUUAUCACGCAGUUAACUCAACCUCUCAGUAUCAUAGUUUAUCCAGUCAAUAGUAUUCAAGAGUACAUGAGAAAUCCAAUUUUAUAGGACACUCUUGUGGAGCGUUUGAUUGAAUAUUAAAGUUGUUGCCAGGGGUAGAAUAGCGGUCAAGACAUCAUGUAUUGUAGAACUAGCCUACUAAAGCAAUUUCUAGAUUACAAGUGGAUGUUUCUGAUGUAUCAUAUCUCAGUGAGAUCGGAGUAGAAUGCUUGAGGUAGUUGAAGAAGAAAAUAUUAUUAAAUUUCCUC
This is a messenger RNA of Asparagus officinalis (garden asparagus), 861 nucleotides long. Its product is annotated as probable WRKY transcription factor 75. The transcript is spliced from 3 exons. Gene Ontology annotation, molecular function: sequence-specific DNA binding; DNA-binding transcription factor activity. NCBI's taxonomy places the organism in Eukaryota, Viridiplantae, Streptophyta, Magnoliopsida, Asparagales, Asparagaceae. The record is from RefSeq and is a predicted model, not a curated record. Bases 94 to 627 code for a protein of 177 amino acids. Gene Ontology annotation, biological process: regulation of DNA-templated transcription.